GAAUUUUCCACUUUUCAAAAAAAGAUAGUGUUUUUAUAACUUGAUAAUGGAUAUUAUGGUUGACGUUUUGUUGAUCAGUGCAAUCUUCAAGUUAGUUUAAUGAGAAUUAACAUACAUUAUUGUUUGGUGAUUUCCAUUCCAGCACAAAAUGUCGGAUCAGCUGAAUCAGAAACGUUCGUUAAACACGGCAAUUUCCAAUUCGAAUCAAGGAAGCAGUGAAGUGCGCAUUCCUGUCACAAAAUCGUUGAUUCCCGGUCUCAUCUCAUACUUCGAAGAGUAUGGCGAAAUUGAGAACGUAACCGUGUUGGUUCGCUUCAAAGACGAAAAAGUUGCUGAAUCUGUGCUGCAAAAGCGUUUCCACAAAAUCGAAAAUCGAAUUUGGACAACUGAAUCACCGAAAGAAUCACCGGAGCAACCAUAUACUAAAAAAAUGAAGCUCGUGCAAUCAGCCCAUAUUCUGGAUCUGAGCGAUGGAAUUUUGUUGAACAUUUUCAAACGAUUGGAUCUUGUUGACUUGGCACAUGCAGCAGAGACGUGUGUACGUAUGGAUAAUAUAGCCAAAAGUGUAUUUGCGCUGAAACACAUCAAAUACGAAUGUCAUCUGAACGACGAGACUAUCGCUGUUUUGCCGCGUUUUGGUGAUUUGGUAAAAGAACUCGAAUUUUUUGGAGAUGAAGAUGAACAACAUUUUGACGCAGUGCUAAAAUAUUGCAAAAAUAUGGAAACGCUUCGAAUGGAAAACAUGUAUUUGAAUACAAAUAAAUGGCAUACAAUGAUCGUGGGUUUGUCCAAACUGAAAAACGUUCACCUGGAGGAUGUGGGAGGUUUCGAGUUCGAUGACGAAGCAAACGGUUUGUCGAUGGCAACAAAUCAGAGUGUGGAAGAAUUGAGCUUGAUUCAUUGCGGAUUCUCAUCGGAGGUUUUUGCCUUGUUCGUGAAAAUGAUGCCGAAUCUGCAGGAGCUCUGCAUUUAUGAAGAAAAGAAGCUCACAGAGCGAUACAUGAAGCAAUUGGGUCAAUUGAAGGCUCUGAAACGUUUGGAAAUUGAGUGUCAAGACAUUGCAGUACAGGCUUUGUUGGAUGGCUUGUGGUUGAAUAGCGUUAUGCUAGAAGAAAUCGCCAUAAGCCCGUGCAGUUUUGAUCCAGAAACGAUUGAUGACAUCAUUUCCACCAUCACAAAGUUGAAAACCAUAAAAGUUCUUGAAUUGUCAUGUAAAUUUGAGAGCGUUUUGGAAGACAAACAUUUGGUGCGAUUAGCAAAAGGGUUGCCAUUACUAAGCAAACUCAAAAUACGAUCGACUGGCAUGACAAUUGGAGGACUCAAAGAUGUUCUACGCUUCGCAAAACGCUUGACACAAAUGACAUUGCAUACACCUUACCCAUACCCUGAUUUGGCUUUGGUUGCGAUUGGUGCGGCUGACUAUCAGGCCAUUCUGGAAACGGUUAAACGACGAUCCAACAAAUUGAAUCUCUUACUUUGUUUGCCUCGAAAAGUCGAUAUUGAUCAAAUUGGUGCAGACGUACGUCAACGUAAUAGCGAAUGGCUCGAAAUACGUAGAAGUUUCUGAGAAUUUUGUUUUUUUUUCUUCAAAUUUAUUUUAUGAUUGUUCCAUGGUUUCGAAUAAGUUUUUGCAAUAACACUUUCUGUUGACUGAAGAAUUCAAAAGUCGAACAUGCAAUUUCUCUGAAAAUAACCAUUUGCUCUAUCAUCGAAUUUUCGUCAUUAAUUCAUAAUGGAAUAAAACUUUGAACAAUAAAUCAUAAACCAUAUUUUGUAGCAAAAA
Molecule: messenger RNA, 1783 nt
Organism: Sitodiplosis mosellana (orange wheat blossom midge)
Lineage: Eukaryota; Metazoa; Arthropoda; Insecta; Diptera; Cecidomyiidae
Exons: 2
Coding region: 149-1567 (472 amino acids)
Molecular function (GO): protein binding
Source: RefSeq, a predicted model, not a curated record